This is a messenger RNA of Tinamus guttatus (white-throated tinamou), 1484 nucleotides long. RefSeq names its product G protein-coupled receptor class C group 5 member B (gene GPRC5B). NCBI's taxonomy places the organism in Eukaryota, Metazoa, Chordata, Aves, Tinamiformes, Tinamidae. Gene Ontology annotation, cellular component: intracellular membrane-bounded organelle; plasma membrane; extracellular exosome. Gene Ontology annotation, biological process: G protein-coupled receptor signaling pathway. Gene Ontology annotation, molecular function: protein kinase activator activity; protein kinase binding; G protein-coupled receptor activity. The record is from RefSeq and is a predicted model, not a curated record.
AUGAAAACCUCCCCAGCCCUUGGUUUCUGCCUCCUCUUCGUGAUCAGCUAUGGCUCUUCGGAGAACUCGAGCACGUCGCGCGGCUGCGGCCUGGACCUGCUGCCGCAGUACGUUCACCUGUGCGACCUGGACGCCGUGUGGGGCAUCGUGCUGGAGGCGGUGGCGGGAGCCGGCGCGCUCACCACGCUGCUGCUGAUGCUCAUCCUGCUCGCGAGGCUGCCCUUCAUCAAGGACAAGGAGAAGAAGAGCCCGCUGGGGAUGCACUUCCUCUUCCUUGUGGGGACUCUGGGACUGUUCGGGCUGACGUUCGCUUUCAUCAUCCAGGAAGACGAGACGGUGUGUUCCACCCGGAGGUUCCUGUGGGGAGUUAUCUUUGCUCUGUGCUUCUCGUGCUUGCUAGCUCAAGCCUGGAGACUUCGUAGACUAGUUCGGCAUGGGAAAAGUCCAUCCGGCUGGCAUCUAGCUGGCGUGGCCAUCUGCCUGAUGCUCGUGCAAGUCAUUAUUGCGACGGAGUGGUUGGUACUGACCGUCGUGAGAGAUCACAAGCUGGCCUGCAACUACGAGCCGAUGGAUUUUGCUAUGGCUUUGAUUUACGUUAUGUUCCUGAUGGUGUUCACCAUGGGGUUUUCUCUUUUCACUCUUUGUGGAAAGUUUAAAAAAUGGAAGAAAAAUGGAGUAUGCCUCAUUAUAACGCUUUUUUUCUCCAUUCUGAUUUGGGUAGCCUGGAUGACUAUGUACCUCUUUGGUAACGCUGAACUAAACAGAAAAGACAAAUGGAGUGAUCCCACUCUUGCUAUUGCACUGGUGUCCAGUGGUUGGGUGUUUGUUAUUUUUCAUGCUAUACCAGAGGUCCACUGUACCAUCCUGCCAUCGCAACAGGAAAACACACCCAAUUAUUUUGAUACUUCACAGCCAAGGAUGCGUGAAACCGCUUUUGAGGAAGACAUACAGCUUCCUCGGAGCUACAUGGAAAAUAAAGCUUUUUCAAUGGAUGAACACAAUGCAGCACUAAGAACGGCAGGAUUUCGAAACGGCAGUUUGGGAAGCCGACCCAGUGCUCCUUUUAGAAGCAAUGUUUAUCAGCCAACUGAGAUGGCAGUUGUGCUAAAUGGUGGGACUAUACCAACUGCUCCGCCAAGUUACACUGGACGACACCUCUGGUGAAAGGCUGUAGGCUCUAGAAAAAAAGAAUUUUUGUUACAGAUUUUGUUCCCUGGCAGUGUGUCUUUGAGGGAGGAAUCCAUAACAGUACCAGAACAAAGCAGCAAAACAUCCAGGAGCUUUCGAAAUCCUACAGAGGAUUUUACGUAAAUGUGAACAUCACUUUACUGAUAAGCUAAAUGCAAAAACAAAUUGUAAAGCUGAAGCUGAAUCUAAUUUAAAAUAGAAGCAGACACACUAAAAUGGAAGAGGGGAUCUUGUAUUCUGAGAUGUAAGAUAUACUCUGUCUGUAACUAGCGUGCGAGACAAGCCUCCUCUUUUCU